UAAGGGGGACGAGUCCGACCCUCCCGUGGGUAGUGCCUAACAGAAGUGUUCAACGUGACAGUGUUUAUUUCCACGGAGCUGUCAGGAACACAUCUCGCCCCUCUGCCUGAGUGAACGGUGCGCACUUUGUUUCUGUUAAAACUCCGCUUUUGAACACUUUGGAGAUACUGACGCUGAUGGGAAAUGGCAAUGGUCUCUCCAUCAACGUCAACAGCAGGACCAGCAAUGGCAUCUGACUCAGAGCUCUCAUGCCCGGGGGGCAUCGAGGCCUUGAAAUUGAAGGUGGGGCCGGUGCGGAGGAACCUGUUCGGGCCCGUGGACCACCAGCAGCUGCAGCAGGACUUCGAGCGGCUGCUCCGGAUGAGUGUGGAGGUGGCCAACAAGCGCUGGAACUUCGAUUUCAACAGGGAGAGGCCGGGAGAGGGCUCCAACAUCGAGUGGGAGGAGCUCAGGUGCCAGGAUGUGCCGGUGUUUUACCGCAGCUGUACGGUUAGACCGGUGGCGCUGCCACAGGGCGACAGGAGGACAUCAUCUUCGUCAGGCGAGGGAUCCCCAGGGUCCAGCAGCUCGUCUGGGUCUGGGGAUGAGUACCUGGAGGUGACCACAAGGGGGUGCUACCGGCUCAAAUGGCAAACAAAGCGGAGACAAUCUGCCAUUACAGACUUCUUCAUGGUGAAGAAGAGGAAGCUGCAGCAUUACAAAGCAUCUUCUCGGCAGUAGAAAAGCACAACAAGACCCUACGGAGGAUCAUUUAGUGCUCAACAUCCCUCUCACCUCACAUAGAUAUGUGUCAUAUCAUAUGUAUAUAUGUAGCAAUUUGUAAUGGACUGUCCAUAAGCUCAUACAGCAUGGGCUUAAAAACUCUUUUGACACCACAUACCUUUAAUUGUCAGCACAAGGAAGCUAACAUUUUCCUACUUAAUCAAGCUCAGACCCCACAAAUGGUUUUAGUUUAUAAUUACAGAUAUUAUAUAUAUAUUCUAUAUACUGUUUCCUUAGCUUUUGACUAUACUGUGAAAUGAUUUUGAAUGCACUCUUAACUACAGAAAACAGGCUCUAGUUUUAAGAGCUUAAUUAUCUUCUGAACGGGCCUCGAAUAGUAUUUGACCUCAGUCCUCGACCUUUUUUCCCCCUUUUGCUAAAAGUCGUAAGAGUUUUUGAUUAGAUGAGUUACUAUUCCUGGCCUUGACACACUCUGCCUUUAGUCUCACCCCACGGCUCCCAAAGCACGAGUCGAGCCAGGGGUCAAACCCUCACCCGGGGCUCAAAAUUUGGCAGCGCGACUGUGAUUAGCUCCAGGUUAAAAGGUCAACGGUGGAGGUUCAGCAAUGAGGUAAUGCAGCCGCACGUGUACGUACGAUAGUGACCUAAAUUCUGAGUAUUAAUAAUAAUGUUUCAUAUGUGACUAUUUAUUUAUUGUUCACGAUGCUAGGUCGUCGUCAAAAUAAAAUAAAAUAAAAUAAAAACAGACAUGCAAUGUGUAGAACGAGGUAAGAUGAGGUGUUUGUGGAAACCUGUGCCAUUGCCCCCAAAUUAUGCGUUUGACUAGAAGUCAUUAUGGCUCAUACUCUCCACCGUUGCCGCUAGAAAAUACCGGCCAUAAAUAUUUUACACCAUCAGAACAUAGCAAAAAAUAUACCAACUACAGUAUAUUCCCUUUUUGCUUUGUAUUAUUUGCAUAAUGGGGUUGUAAAAAUCUAUAUUUCUUUUGGCAACAGACCAGAACAUACCUUAUUUAGUCGUAUGUUUUUGUUAACUUUAUGCUUGUAACAAUGUAGCAUUUUCCACUCUGUGUCUUCAUGCGAUUCCCACCUUGUAGGUUUUAAAGACGCCUCUUUUCUCCAUGAAGGGAAUGUUGUGUUUAAUCACUGUGUCGCAGCUCAGAGGGGUCAAAACUUUUGGUUCCGCUUUUGAUAUAUAUUUUUUUUUAUAUGAAGAGACGAGCUGCUUCGCAUUUUCUGUCGCCGCGCUAUCCUCUACGCGUUAGCAUUGUGUACAUAUGCAUAUAAGUGUUUGUGUAUGAAUGUGUUGGUUCGGUGUUUAUCGUGAGGUUAUUCGGGAGAUAAAGUUGUGGCAGCUGAGGCAGUUGAACCAAAGAAAUUGCUGUGCCAUUAAAUAAGGAACACAUCAUUUAUACAAGUCGCUCACUGUUUAUCAGCAAUGGCUCACAAAAGGCCUCAGGCAUGACCAGAUCUUCAAAUACAUAGUGUAAACACACCAUGAAUGCUCAACUAACAGUUCUGGCGACUCAGAGAGGACGCGUCGACUUGUUUUUCCCGACCUACAGUCAUUCGAAUUUGUACGUGGAUAAAAAGCCAUAACUUGGAUUAAUCCACUCUCACUACCUCAGCAAGUGAUUCAGUAAAACAAACCAGUUAAAUACACGCAAGAUGUAAAAAACUAAACCAGUGUAGCUCAGGUUGUUUGCGUCUACAGGCGAAUGAGAGAUGGAGAGACGAGGGGGGGCGGGGGCUUAUAAUUCUGUUGUGGUAAAAGCUGUUGAGGUUCAGCGCUCGUGUAGAGUUUCACAUCAGGUAAAAGAGUCAGUGUGUCAGAGCGGGGGCCCAGCUCCACGCAGGGGAAACUCCACUCCCUCGAGGGAGGGGGGCUUUCGUUGUCCUGUCUCUCUCUGCUUCACUUUGCUUUGACAGCUCUCCCAGAGAUAGACAGAGCAGAGGAAUAGCAGUGGGGGGAAGGACGUGGAGAGGGACUUACUUUAAUAGUAAAUGAGAAAACGUCUCAGGCCCCUUCUGAAUCAAAGGAUUUCUGUGGCCAGAGAAGUGGUCUGCGAUUCAGACACCCCCCUUUGUCCGCCCUCCCUUUAAAAGUCUCUCAGUCUCUUUCAUGAACCAGCCGCCUCAGUCUCUGUGAAAAAUCAGCAUGAAAGCAGUUGUCUAUAAUCAUGCUAUUCUUUCAUGGCUCAACAAGGCCGUAUUUCACAGACAGAAAACUAGCAAACAUGGCUAUUUUAAGUUGUUUUGAGUUUGUGAGGAUUACUUGUUUUGUUUGUCAACUUAUCUAUGUUUGUGUGUGUGUGUGUGAGAGAGAGAGAGACAGAAAGUGUUUGUGUGCAUCUUCUCAGUGCAUUUAAGAGGAAACUUUCAAAGUCUAUUAACUUAUUUUGAGUUUGUAUCAUUUGAAAAGUAGGGAAAUAAUUCUAAAUUCCCUAUUUUUUGCUAUGACUAAUUGUGUUAUUUCUGAAACUAUUAUCUUUGCACUACUUAAAACAUAGUUGACAAGAGAGCUAUUUUUUUACGGUAAUCGUUAAAAGAAAAACAGUACAAAUAUUCAGAGAAACUGAGGCACAGACAGGAAUUUCUUGACAUUAAGAAUUAUUAUUAAAUACAUGUUUUUCAAUCAGAAUUGUCUCACUGUUAGACAGUUUCUCACAUUUGUUUAUUGUAGCUUUAUUAGUCUUCCUCAUGUCUGUCAGGAGGAAGUAAAACUAAAAUGAUAAAUGUCAAGAUUGAUCUGUUGGUGUCUCAGUGUGCUCAAGCAAACUUUGCUUUCCUAAUUCACCUGUCGCAGCUAUAUCAAAGUGUAGCGUUUUUUUUUGUUUGUAUAUGCAUGAAUGUAUGAUAAUCUUUGUACACCAUUUGUAAUAAUUUUAGUGUAAUUUAAUACUGGUUUAUGUAUCCUUGCAACAUGUAAGAAGUAUUUGUAUGGGAUCAGAAUCAUAUCCUUUUUGAUAUCUGUGUAGAAAAUAUAUUGCUGGGUUGUUGGUGCACUGUUGCCUUUCAUAUUGUUGAUUUCAUAGCGUGCUCAAAAUAAUAAAAUGUUAAUGAAUGAAACUGA
This is a messenger RNA of Chelmon rostratus (copperband butterflyfish), 3795 nucleotides long. It is a transcript of the gene cdkn1d, whose product is annotated as cyclin-dependent kinase inhibitor 1D. Gene Ontology annotation, molecular function: cyclin-dependent protein serine/threonine kinase inhibitor activity. Gene Ontology annotation, cellular component: nucleus. The transcript has 3 exons. Lineage: Eukaryota; Metazoa; Chordata; Actinopteri; Chaetodontiformes; Chaetodontidae. Gene Ontology annotation, biological process: regulation of mitotic cell cycle; signal transduction by p53 class mediator. The coding region runs from base 184 to 720 and encodes 178 amino acids. The record is from RefSeq and is a predicted model, not a curated record.